This is a messenger RNA of Brassica napus (rape), 2077 nucleotides long. RefSeq lists its product as uncharacterized. The transcript has 5 exons. Lineage: Eukaryota; Viridiplantae; Streptophyta; Magnoliopsida; Brassicales; Brassicaceae. The record is from RefSeq and is a predicted model, not a curated record. Bases 578 to 1915 code for a protein of 445 amino acids.
UCAACAAGGAUGGUUUGAGAGAAAACGUUAAUAUGUUCCUUUUGUAAAUGGAUCUUACUUGAAGCUUCCAACAGUGGUCAUUUCAUUAGUAAAGCAAAUAAGACAAAUCGAUUGAAGUGUAUAACUUGUAGACGUGUCUGAAUGAAGUCCACAAAAGUAAGGAGAAAGAAGUAGUGAAAUAAUUAACCGAUAAAACAUAAGGUUUGAUAGGGAACUAAACCAUAUGGACGUUUAACCAAAGGGAAAACUAAACCGAAUGAAAUUUUUAUUUAACUUGAGUUGAGCUAGACCAGGUUGGAUAAACACGAAAUUUAAAUGCUUAUUUAACAAAAUAUAGCAAAUGUGUCAGAGAUAUUUUAUGUAACCUAAGGCUGAAUCAUUAUGUCUAGGACUAGGUAGCUGGCCGCAUUUAAUGCUUUGUAUAAGCUGGAUUAUGUGGAAGAAACUCCACCGUCUUCAUCCAUUUUUCGCUAUAAAAGGAGGCUACCAGAACCUAAAAUCUGCAAAACAAAAUUCCCCCAAUAAUCAAGUUCUGGUAGAUUGAUUCCGGCAACAGCCUGCGAAGAAGGGAUUAAAGAUGGGUAGGUUAUUUCGGCUCAUCAUGGGCCUUUGGUGUAAGUCGUCAACCGGCGUCUGGAAUUUCAAAGAAACCCCAAAUUCUGAGGGCGAAGCGUUGAUUAUCAACAGGACCGAUUCUGUAGAUGGUAUCGUUGAGAGGAUCCGUAUAACUCUCAACCUAGGUAUUCUCACUCCUGUUGUGUUGACCUAUCAGCUCCCGCCGUGGAUGCUCCAUCCUGAUGGCCCAACGACUCCGCCGAUCACUUUGGUUAGUAACAAAGACGUCGAAAUCAUGACAAGUGUAACCGAUUACAUAGAAGAUGCAGUUCUGUAUGUUACUAGUGGACCCAAACUUGUCGCAAAAUACCAGUUCUUAUGUAGAACUCCCUUCACAAUCGAUGAAAAGACAUACCUUGAAGAGGGAGUUACAGAAGAAGAACAUCGUCAAGCUAUACUUGAUUUGGUUGGAGGUCAUCCGAUCGUGUGUAGUAAGCAUAUGCUGGAGAUCAUGUUCAAUGAACCACAAUUGCUACUCGUCUUCCGUGUCGCUCUAGAGAUAGAGAUGGUCUACGGUCUAGAGAAUGAUGAUGAUCAUAAUGCUGAACCUCCUGACAAUCUUACCAUAAACGGAAGUGACUUUCUAUCUUUUGAGGGAGCGGUUCCCUUAUCUCCUGAUCCACUCGACAACUACAAUCUUCAAGAUGAAGUGCUCUAUGGAGAACCGAUAACUAUCGAGGAUCUACAAAACUCAGUUCCAAACUUUGAAGCAACCCCAAUGGUUCAUCAAGGCGAUACCGUUGAGCAAGAACCCCUUCACGUGUGGGAAAACAUGGCUGAGGAUGAAACGUACUGGGAUGGCAUGAUGGAAGGAGAGAGGGCAUUUGAGGUUUAUAUUGCACGGUACCCACUCCCAACAGAAGAAGUUAUAGGAUUAUCGCUUGCUCACAAUAGGAGGGUAUGUGCCCCACAACCUGAAACUAUCAUUGUCAUCGACGAUGAUGAUGACAAUUCGUACACUGGCUCGACCAAUGGAAACAACGAACUCGAUAACAUCAUUGCCCUCCCUCCACCCGUUCAGAUAGAACCUGAUUCUACAGUGGACACUAUCAACAGCGUAACAGUCCUCACAAGAGGUGAACCAUCCGCUGCGGAAAAAAUAAUACACACUGUUGAUGCUCCUAACAAUCUACAUGCUACGUCUCCGACCGCAACUGGUGCCACUACUGAACCUUUCCUUGAUCUCACACUCGGGGUGGGAAUAGGAAAUAACAGGGCUGAUCCAGAGCCUCUCAGUCACGGCGGAGACUCCUCGUCCGAAUCUGAAGAUGGUUGUGGUGGGUUUGAUCCCCUAAUUUAAAACAAAUAACCUAAAUUAUAACUAAGUUGCCUAUCUUUUGAUGUGAAAUAUAUGGGCGGGGGAAAAGCUUUUUUUUUUGGUUAUCGUAAACGGAAAGACGGAAAUGACAAUAUGUAAUAUGACCUUGUAAUGUAAAAUAUUAAUGUGAAAUAUGUUUAUGUA